UCGCGCCACAGCUGUCUGCGAGCAUUGAGCUGCCUGGCGCCAUCCUCAAAGAAUGCCUUCACUGUAAAAAAAAACAGAUCGAGAGAGAGAAAGCGACACAGAGAGGGGGAGAAUUCAGAGUGAGAGAGAGAGAGGCAGAGAAAGAGAGAGGGAGAGGGAGGGGGAAAAUGAGAGGAAAGACUUGCUGCUACGCACAAACAGAGAGAUUUGAUCUGUGAGUUUAACUUCUGUCCUGGUCAGUGUGCAGUAAACCCAUCUUCUGCGAACGUUGCUUCUAAAACACUCUGCAGCGGCUUGUUGCUUCUACAGAACAGCAUAGAAAGUUUGGGAGAAAAGUUGAGGACAUCAAUGUGGAACUGGACGCGACCCGUGGAGCUAUCUCUAACGGCAAAUUAGUACAAGCAAACAUUUUUAAAUGUAUGUAGAUUUUGAUUUUUUUUCUUUCCAAACUGAAACGGAAUAUACAUGGUGAUCAAACGCAUUCUUCUGAAUUAAGAAGCAACUUGUGGAUUUAACAUCGCAAGACUUUUGACAGACUUUUUCUAUUGCGCUUUAUUGUACUGAUUCCUUUUUUGUGUGUAUGAACGGUUGCUACCGGCAAUGGAAGUAAGUGCGGAUCAGCCCCGGUGGAUGAGUCACCCCCACCCAGCGGUACUGAACGGCCAGCAUCCUGACUCGCACCACCCGGGCAUCGGUCACUCGUACAUGGACCCCUCUCAGUAUCCUAUCACUGAGGAUGUGGAUGUACUCUUUAAUAUCGACGGACAGGGUAACCACGUCUCUCCUUAUUACGGAAACUCCGUCAGAGCCGUUCAGAGAUAUCCUCCCCCCCCUCACAGUAGUCAGGUUUGUCGUCCACCCCUCCUCCACAGUUCACUGUCCUGGCUGGAGAGCAGCAAAGCCUUGAGCUCUCAUCCCAGCACAUCGCCCUGGAACUUGAGCCCAUUUCCUAAGACCUCGCUGCACCACGGCUCCCCAGGAGCCCUGUCGGUAUACCCACCGGCCUCGUCGUCCUCGCUGUCGGCCGGCCACUCAAGCCCACACCUCUUCACCUUCCCCCCGACCCCUCCCAAAGAUGUCUCACCGGAUCCAGGUAUCGCGACCCCUGGCUCGGGCAACGCCAGUCGCCAAGAGGAAAAAGAGUGCAUAAAGUACCAGGUGUCCCUGGCGGAAACCAUGAAACUGGAGUCGGCCCACAGCCGGAGCAUGGCUUCCAUCGGAGCGGGGGCGUCUGCCCAUCACCCCAUUGCCACUUACCCGUCCUAUGUUCCUGAAUAUGGCCCCGGGCUCUUUCCACCAAGUAGCCUGAUAGGUGGGUCACCUUCUAGUUAUGGUUCCAAAACAAGACCAAAAACAAGGUCCUGUUCAGAAGGCAGAGAGUGUGUUAACUGCGGGGCCACCUCUACCCCUCUUUGGAGGCGUGAUGGCACGGGUCACUACCUUUGUAACGCCUGCGGACUGUAUCACAAGAUGAACGGGCAGAAUCGCCCCCUCAUCAAGCCCAAGAGAAGGCUGUCUGCGGCUAGGAGGGCAGGUACUUCAUGUGCCAACUGUCAAACGACCACGACGACGCUGUGGCGUCGAAACGCCAACGGGGACCCCGUCUGUAACGCCUGCGGGCUUUACUUCAAACUGCACAAUAUUAACCGGCCUCUGACGAUGAAGAAGGAAGGCAUCCAGACCCGCAACCGGAAGAUGUCCAGCAAGUCGAAGAAAAGCAAAAAGUCCCAGGACAGCAUGGACGAGUUCUCCAAAAGUCUGGUGGAGAAAGGCAGCUCCUUCAGCCCCUCUGCCCUCUCCAGACACAUGAGCACCUUCCCGGCCUUCUCUCACUCGGGUCACAUGCUCAGCACCCCCACGCCCAUGCACCCCUCCUCCAGCCUGCCCUUCGCUCCCCAUCACCCAUCCAGUAUGGUCACGGCGAUGGGAUAGACCUGCCCACCUCAUGUCCCGCCUCCUUCCCCGCCCACCAUCCCACCAACCCCGCCCUCCACCCAACUUUGGAAAAAAAGACAUGCUUUCUGUUUGGUUUAAAGUCAAGUGUACCUCUCUAGGACUGAAAGCCCCCAAGACUGUAACGAUGGCCCCCUCUCCCCCGGGGAAGGCGAGGUCUCUCCGAGGGGGAAUGGCGACA
Molecule: messenger RNA, 2134 nt
Organism: Paramormyrops kingsleyae
Lineage: Eukaryota; Metazoa; Chordata; Actinopteri; Osteoglossiformes; Mormyridae
Gene: gata3
Product: GATA binding protein 3
Biological process (GO): positive regulation of transcription by RNA polymerase II; negative regulation of transcription by RNA polymerase II; regulation of epithelial cell differentiation
Cellular component (GO): nucleus
Molecular function (GO): zinc ion binding; DNA-binding transcription factor activity, RNA polymerase II-specific; RNA polymerase II cis-regulatory region sequence-specific DNA binding
Source: RefSeq, a predicted model, not a curated record